GCCGUUUUGCGGUGGUACACAUUUCCAAGACGCGAAAGUGCAGCCGGUAUUUGUGUCCCCCUCCGCCCAAAGUCAUGGCGGUUUCAGAGCUGUUAAGAACUUUUCUAUACACCGUCAACAACCUGUUACAACAGGAGAAACACAAAGCGACCUUGGCAGUUCUCAAAGGCUUCCGAAAUGGCGCCGUAUACGGAGCCAAAAUCAGAGCACCGCAUGCUUUUGUGAUGACCUUUCUAUUCCGGAGUGGAAGUUUGACAGAUAAACUCAAGGCCAUUUUGAAGGCAACGUACACACACUCCCGCAACCUGGCGUUCUUCGUGUUUACGUACAAAGGACUGCAGGCCUUGCAGGAGAAGAUCCAGGGGAAGAGUCUGCAAUCACAUGCCUUUCUGGCUGCCUGUGUCGGAGGAUGGUUGGUGUUUGGCGAUAACAACAAUAUCAACAGUCAGAUCAACAUGUACUUGCUGUCCAGGAUUCUGUUCGCCUUGUCCCGGCUGGCCGUGGAGAAAGGCGUGGUACCCCAGCCAAAACACGACCCCUUCCCGCUGUUCGCCACACUGGUGUGGGGUGUGGUCUUAUGGCUCUUUGAGUAUCAUCCGCAUACCCUCCAACCCUCGCUGCAGUCAUCCAUGAACUACCUCUACCAUGACAGCAACGUGUGGCACGACAUCUCUGACUUCCUCAUUUAUAACAAGCCUAGGACUUCUGCUAGCAAAUGAAGACUUUUUUGCUUCCUUUAUGGACCGGUACGCUGGAAUAAGCACUGGAUUUCUUGUGAUUACAUUUUCCCAGAAGAAAUAAGUGGAAUAGAUUUAAUCAAAUCCAGGAGUCAAACCUUUGCCAUCAUGAAACUUUCAAGUCCUGUACAUGUAAUGUUUUUAAGAAACAUUUUCACUUAUUAGCAUGUAGGCCACACAGUCAGGACAUUGGGAAGAUAUCUCUGUGUGGAGUUUGCAUGUCCGUGCAUUCGUGGGUUUUCUCCGGGUAUUCCGGUUUCCUCCCACAUUCCAAAAACAUGCUUGGUUAAUUGGCGACUCCAAAUUGUCCAUAGGUAUGAAUGUGAGUGUGAAUGGUUGUUUGUCUAUAUGUGCCCUGUGAUUGGCUGGCGACCAGUCCAGGGUGUACCCCGCCCGAAGAGAGCUGGGAUAGGCUCCAUCAUACCCCUGCGACCCUGAUGAGGAUAAGUAGCAUAGAAAAUGAAUGGAUCGAUUUUUGCUUAUUUAAUUGUGGUGUAAUAGAAAAAUAAGUGAUACUUAACUGUAAUCAUAAUGCACUGCUUUUGUCUUAUUCUCAUCAUUGUCCUUAUUUUUCUUCAGUCUUCAGUGACUUGUUUAUAAUCUAAAGAAGCCAACAAAAAAAUCAAUUAUCGUCUUAGCACAAUUAUUAUACUUUUUUAAACCAUAUUUUCCAUGGAACCUUAGCUCAAAUUCCCAGUGAUUUGACUCCUGACCCAUUUGUACUCCCAA
Molecule: messenger RNA, 1466 nt
Organism: Doryrhamphus excisus (bluestripe pipefish)
Lineage: Eukaryota; Metazoa; Chordata; Actinopteri; Syngnathiformes; Syngnathidae
Gene: pxmp4
Product: peroxisomal membrane protein 4
Cellular component (GO): peroxisomal membrane
Source: RefSeq, a predicted model, not a curated record